GCAUUGUUGUUUAAAUAUCUGGACAUAAUCUCAAUAUGAAUGUUAUUCAGGCCUUGUUUCUUAGAUCUAUCAUGGUCCAGUGUAGAAUUUGUUCAUAUCCUUGCUUACUUGAAACGGUUUUAUACUUUCUUUCUUCUAUCUUUUUCUUUCUUUCUAUAGAUUAUAAAUGUCAACUAAUACAGUUGCAUUAACCAAUACACUCCUUUCAAAAUCAACACCCACUGUACGUAUUAUUACACAGACAGACUAUAUCUAUUCUACUAUAUUUGCACCCAAUGAACCUACUUUAUCAGAACAAAUACCAUCGGUGGAUAAUGACGAGUGGGAGCAUCAUAUGCGUUCUUUUUUUCCUGUCGUAUUAGCAUUUGCUAUUAUAGGUGUAUUAGUUGUGAUAGGCUGUCUGAUCUACUUGGCUUAUCGAUUUUGCCAAGCAAGUCGAACCACAGAUCCAGGCGAUACCGAAUUCAACUUUGACGAUGAGCAUAAAAAGACCAUAAUUAGUCCUAUUUCAGCUACUCUGUCUCAUAUCAUUCCUUGGUUAGCUAUUCCUUCACCUAAACCAAAAGACAAUACCCUCUUUCACCCAUAUCAACAAGAACCCAUUCGAUUUGACAAGUCGGAUAUGAGGCAUGUCACAAGUCAUCGCAGCAGCAUCACUUCUUCUACCACUCGACGCCCCUCACUCGCACCUUCAUGGUUGACCAAGAUACUUCCCAACAAGUUUGGUACGCAUGCCUAUCCUAGACCUUCGCGACACAUGUCAUUACCUAUUAUUUUCUCAAAUAACGAUAGUCCUAUUGAUAAUCUCAAUAUUCCUAUUUCGUCUACUUUUGUACCUAUCGAUAAGUCUUCAUUGACACUGGUGCCUCGUUCUGAAAUCUGGCUUGAUCCUCAUCGUCGACGAGGCGUGGAUGAAUUAGAAAUGUGGGAGAAAAGGCAUCAUAGUACAACAGGAACUGAAGUGCAGACCAUUGUUGCUCCUGAACCUCAGCAACCACUUAUGUGGCGAUUUCCCUCUCAAAAUGCCUAUCCAGACUCACCAGAAUCGUUUGGAAGAAGAUUUUCAUUGCCUUUGAAUUAUAUGGAUCAAGAUAUGAGCCCUAGAUCUUCAGCAACAGUACAUGAUAUAGGCCCUUCUUAUGCCACUAGGGCACAGGUAAAAAAAAAAAAAAUUAGAGCUAAUGAUGAUUGAUACACUCUCCCCAUAGACGGCUCAACCUCAUUAUGAUAAUGAACCCUCUUCAAGCCAAGGUCCUUUUGAAUUCAGUGGUCAACCAGAACAACACUUUACAAUCACAGUCAGACUUCCAAAAUCAUCCAGACAGAGACAGGAAGAAAAGGCUUCAC
Gilbertella persicaria is the source of this 1347-nucleotide messenger RNA. RefSeq lists its product as uncharacterized. Bases 167 to 1192 code for a protein of 341 amino acids. The transcript has a single exon. Lineage: Eukaryota; Fungi; Mucoromycota; Mucoromycetes; Mucorales; Choanephoraceae. The record is from RefSeq and is a predicted model, not a curated record.